AUGAAGAGCUCCGCCUCUUUCCUCUCGCCUCCCCCCUCCCCUCAUCCCGCCCCCCUCCCCCUCCCCUCCUCCUCUUCUCUGAUUGGCUGCCCUGAGCUCGACCUCUCUGUCACUGUCAGCCCCGCCCCCAAGACUGGACCCCCCCACAGGAAGCCCCGCCCCCUCCAGACAGGAAGGAAGAGGAACUCAAAGGUGGUCGUCACGGUAACACCGGAGCCUCACAUCCCACAGAGCAGUGACGUGUUGCCUCAGCAGCCAACCAGCAGCCUGAGGAGGACAAGAGGUGGUCGCCAUGGUGGAUCCCCCACACAGAGGGCAGAGCUUCCUCCCCCAUCGUCCAAUGAGGAUCCAGGAUGUCUGGAGGAGGCGGAGCUACACAGCACACUGGCCCUGAGGGCGGAGCUUCAGUCACUGCAGGGGGCGGAGUUUAACUCCCAGAAGGCCGUUCAGGAGACUCUACGGAAGUCAGAGAGGACCAAAAACCUGAUCAACAGCAGAGCGACUGAAGGAGUGAAUGUCUCUCGCUCUCAGCUCCUCUUCACCUCAUUGGUCAGCGUUGACGUGCAGCAGGAUCAGCUGAUCAGCCAGGUGCUGCAGGAUAGGCUGCUGCUGGCCCCGCCCCCCCGUAGUCAUGACAACAAGGCAGCAGACGGCCCCUCCCCCCUCCUCUUCAUGACCUCUGACCUGCUCAGACAGAAGCCCCUCCCACUGGAGGAGGAGCCAAUGAAGAUGAAGCUCCGCCCAUCAACGUGUCCCGCCGCCGCAACCUUUGACCUCUACAGCCGGAGGAGCCGCUGGGAGGCCUGA
Messenger RNA from Scomber japonicus (chub mackerel), 807 nucleotides. RefSeq names its product protein phosphatase 1, regulatory subunit 35 (gene ppp1r35). Lineage: Eukaryota; Metazoa; Chordata; Actinopteri; Scombriformes; Scombridae. Gene Ontology annotation, biological process: negative regulation of phosphatase activity. Bases 1 to 807 code for a protein of 268 amino acids. The record is from RefSeq and is a predicted model, not a curated record. The transcript has 5 exons. Gene Ontology annotation, molecular function: phosphatase binding.